AUGCGCUUGAAAUUGAUGGAGGCCAGUUUUUCCAACCUGAAGCUUUGCAUCCUGUACGUUGUAUUGACUGCCUGCCUGUUUCACAAAGGUAAACUAAGGAUAAGAGGCCGCAUUUUCCAUAAUGCGAUGAACAAUUAAUUGUUUCAUCGCAAGCUUGGCUUAAACCACCGCUAACAAAACAUGGCCCCAACGGUCACUAACAUUGUUUAAUGAAUCUCACCAAUUAUAGCUAACUUUGUUUAGCAUUAAACUGUCUGAGUUUGUAGCGAAAGAGUUAGUUAAAAAUAAGAUGGAACAGCCUUACUUUCCAUUUUUGUUGUGCUAGACAAAUACUUUUUUCAUCGUACAUUUGACACCACAGCAACAAAGAGAAAAAACUGAUAACCAAAAUGAAAAUGGGCCCUAAUUGUUCGGGUUUUUUUUUUUGCUUUGAAUAAUGCUUUAAGGAGGGCUAAUGCAUGUUGUAGUACACAGUUCUUUAUUAAGGAGACAAGUGAGCCGAUGGAAUAAGUCGACCAUAGUUUGAAUAGAUCAGUCUUAGUCCAAAGGAGGAUUAUUCAAGUAUCCCAUGAUGCUGCCGGCCAAAACAUCGCUCAGUUGGUGUCAAGUUUUCUGAACAAUUCGAAAGACUUUUGGCCAAAUUUAAAGUUCAUCAUUCUUUGUUUUUUCUUGUCUAUGGUUAACAUCAAGCCAAGGCAUCUCUUCGACUCUUUGACGUCGCUCUCUCUCCUUCGUAAUCUCCGUUAUGAGCAAGAAGAAGAUUGAGCCACGCUUGUUGGGUUUACGAAGUUGAAGACCACGACAACAAUAUUCGGGCUGCAGCUUCUUCAUCGCUUUCUCUCUUAAAGCAAGCUAUUCUCGGCUUGCACUAUCACGCAAUGAAAAAUAAAAAUGCAAACCACUCAAUACAGAAGGACUAGAAUCUGGGAAAUGAAAAAAAGAUAAAUAAACAAAAACCCUUGCCAAGAAUCAGGUCUGUGAAAUAUUGCAAAUGCGAGAUAUUGGGAAAAACGGUUUACCUAAAUUUAUAAAGCUUUGUAUGGAAACGCCAUGUUGGUGUCCCUUUCAGGAACACCAAUAUGGCCGCCGGAUACCAACACAAACAUCUGUUUUCGAGUUUUCCUACUAAUGCGUGAAUUGUUCGCUUGAGGAAUUCAUAAAGAUUACAGUAAUAUUUAUUCUGAGACAAGGAAUGUUUAGAUUGCAAAAUCUCCCAAAAUCGGUAAUGUUUUUAACCCACAUAAGAGCUUUCCCGGCCGCCAGCUAAAUGCCGCGUCACGCAAAAGCCUGGAAAUUCAAGCGUCCUUUCUCACAAAACGAAGAACCCCUUCGAACCAAAAAUUUGUUUAUGUAAAGGUGUUUAGGUACUGUAAUACCUAGUGAAAGUAGAAACUCAGAAGAAUCGAUAGUUUCUUAGUUUGAUUUUUGGUGACGUCACGUGCAACCCAAGAAUACAGUCUGGGUGGAAUAACAAAAUAUCACAGUUAAAGAACAUUUGUACCUGGAAAGGAGUGAAAUUAAAAAUAAUUGAUGAUCAAAACAAACUUGCGCAAACUGUUAGCUCCGUUUCCUGAGGUGGGCGGGCCAAUAUUUCUUCCAUGAAGACCGAUCGAUCUUAAAACCAGGCAGCAAAAGAGUGGAUUUGAUACUGUAUUUAUACUAACCUUGUGAGUGUACUUCGACUUUACUUUGAUUUCCACUGGGAAGGCUUGUCCUCACGAUCUUUCAGCUUGGCAGAUCCGAGCGCACAAAAACACACAUCUCGUCGCUCUCGUGAUUUUUUGGGAAAACUUAUGCACUCCGGUCCAAUACUCUUAGAAACCUUCAUCAAGCUAAAUUUGGUGGAUUAAUGUACACUUGAUAACCUAAAUCCAAACACUAGACAUAAACAAGCGGCAAUAAGGCGAUCAUCGACCAGUCCUCGUCAAGCAAUUCCAUGGCAAGUGAAGGGUCACGUGAGCAAUCUCAUUUGAUAAUGUAGUUGAUCCGCGUUGCGUCAUGGAAUACCUGAAUAAUUCUCCCUUUCUUAGUCCUAAUCGUCUCCUAACGAAUACUUAGGGAUGAUGAGUUAUCGUCAUAAAAUGCCUUAGGGGAGGAUACUCGACAAAGUUUAAUACGGGGAGUCUCCGCCCCGAGGUCCAACCUCCUAUCCUUUUAUAUGCUAUUUUUGACAGAAAAGGAAUCCCUUUCGUAUACCUUUCUAUUGAAAAAUAGUACCCCUUUCACAUACCUAGAACUUUGCAUCCCUUUUAAUUGCUACAAAUGCGCUAAAUCCCAACACCAGAACGUUUUCUCGACUUUUUCACAGGUAUAUAAUGCAUCUGUAAGCCCUUUUGGGCCUUUUUACAGGCCGAAAUGACAUAUUUCCCUACCCUUUUUGUAUACUUCAACCAGUAAAAUCACAUCUUUUCAUAUACCUGAAGCCUGAAAAAGGUACCCCUUUUCGGGCGGAGCCUUCUUGUAAAGGGAGAUCCUCUCGGGAAUAAAAGCCGUCUGCCUACUUUGGAACUUCUAACCGUUUUGUCCACCUUUGGCUAAGAAAGGCGAUGAGUACAAGCGCACUGUCUGCAACAGAUUCUGUUCACUUAACUUACUAAUUGAUUUCCAGAAAGCAGGCGCCAGAAUUUUUGCCUGUUUUAGAAAUUAAAGUACCUGUCCGGAACUUAAAAGUGCGCGCGGUGAUUUUUAACCAAACAUUGUCGAGCUACUGAUCGAGCGGGUUCUGUUGCAAUAUUUCAUGAUUAUCGCUGAAGAUCGACUACCUCCAAGAGAUUGUUUUAAUUUGGUAGAUGACAUAUGGUUCGACGCUGUUGAAGAUAUGUAUUAGUGGUGUUAUGGCAUUAUUUACAUAAGACAGUUUCGAUUAAGGCGACAAUCUAAACAGGUACUUCGCGCGCGGCAACUAUGUACGCACCUAUUCAGAGUCUGACUCACGAGAAAAUGCAAUGAAGGGAUGAACUACUAGCUUUUGGCUUGUGAGCUCAAUACCUUAGGGUGUCACUCAAAAGCAGAGUACAGAGUUUCCAUGUUUAUGGUAAACUAAACAAGCGCGUUAAGUUUCUCGUGCAUCAAUUCGAAGUUGCAGAGCUGAAGGCCCGUGUAUAUAGUUAUAAAUGACAAAGAAGCUCUGAGAUUACACAUCAUGACUUUCAAAUAUUCAACCAACCACCGUUUUCUUGGAAAUAUCUGUUAGGAGCUCUUUAGCGCGCCUUAAAUUUUGUGGCUGUUCGUUGGCGUCAGAGUUUCGGCAUUUGUAUGUUUUGUUCACCUAAGAAUUUCGUAGCCUUUUUAUUUGAUUAGUGAUUGUNAAUGACAAAGAAGCUCUGAGAUUACACAUCAUGACUUUCAAAUAUUCAACCAACCACCGUUUUCUUGGAAAUAUCUGUUAGGAGCUCUUUAGCGCGCCUUAAAUUUUGUGGCUGUUCGUUGGCGUCAGAGUUUCGGCAUUUGUAUGUUUUGUUCACCUAAGAAUUUCGUAGCCUUUUUAUUUGAUUAGUGAUUGUUAAGCUUCAAAAUUCUCAUGGAAAAAAAUUUUGCUGUUUAUAUUUGAUCAAGGUUCCAGCCAUCGUACUGUGACUGUUUGUCAUCACUUUGCUAAAAAAAAUUGUUAAAUUUUUGAAACAAUUUUUAAAAUCACCUUUAUCAGCUCCAGAAAUUUUUACAGUACUUUAAAAAAUUUGAAGUAGUUUCUCUCGGGGACGCCAUCAUCUACGCAAGGCUGCCAGAAUUUGGAUUAGGCUUUAGGCUUUAGGCUCACUAGAGGUGACGUACCUUUAAUCCCUAAUGAGAUAAACAUUUUUAAUUUGUUUCUUUUUUCUUAAUUUGUUUCUUUUUCUUUUUUCGGAACACAAUACAAAAAAGUAGCAAACCAAAUGACAAUUCCAUUUUGCUGUCCAUUUCCUCAGUGCAUCCAACUGCCAUACCAGUUUAAUAAGUUUGAUUAAAUUUAAAUAAGUUAUUUUCCUGUUGAUGUGCUUGUAUAACUAUAAAUACUUUACAGAAUGAUUCAUUUUUGUUUCAGUCUGAUUCAAAAUUUAGCUGUGUUUUUCAAUUCAUUUUUGUCAAAAUUUGACCGAAAUGAGAGAAAAAAACGGAAAAUUAAAACGAACGAAAUAAAACAUUCAAAAUUGUUUGCGAACGUGAAGGGAUGGAGAAAUCGAUAACUGGUGGUUGCCAUUCUUCCCCUUCAUUUUUCCUUCGUUUUGGUACAUUUCCCAGUUUUUAAACACUUUUGUUUCCCUUGCAGUAAACAGCUUAAUCUGCAGUAAAUGCAACAGCAGCAAGUCAUAUGAAGAAUGCGCCGCAAAUGCAACAACGGUGGACUGCGCAAUAGACGAUGCGCGCUGUGUGCACUUCCACUAUGAGGUGUCUCAAGAAAACUCCGGCCAAAAGACAACAUGGUUUGGCCUAGGAUGUGUGGCUAAUGGAGAAUGUUCAAGCAGCUUUUUUCCGCCUUGUAAGAGCCUUGCAGAAGGAGCGAGGGAAGAAGAUAAGAUGAAAAUCACUUGUCACGUGUCAUGCUGUGGAACUGAUUUUUGCAACUCACAAGUUUCGUUUAACUUUUCAGUGCUGGUUUUGCUGAUGUCUCUCUUUCUGCAAUUAUUUUUAAAAUCGUUUAAUCAAUAA
This is a messenger RNA of Porites evermanni, 4626 nucleotides long. Lineage: Eukaryota; Metazoa; Cnidaria; Anthozoa; Scleractinia; Poritidae. The record is from the annotation of a GenBank genome assembly.